Drosophila serrata is the source of this 662-nucleotide messenger RNA. RefSeq names its product Odorant-binding protein 84a (gene Obp84a). The record is from RefSeq and is a predicted model, not a curated record. Gene Ontology annotation, biological process: sensory perception of smell. Gene Ontology annotation, molecular function: odorant binding. Lineage: Eukaryota; Metazoa; Arthropoda; Insecta; Diptera; Drosophilidae.
AUGUUUCGUUCUAUAUUCCUGGUUCCAGUGUUCUGCCUGAUCUUAGUGGCCACCCAGGAUGAAGUGGUGCCCGACGAUCCGGAAGUGCAGAAGCAAAUGCACGCAAUGUUCUACAAGGCUAGAGUGGCCUGUGCGGAUGAGAAUUUGAUUCCGUAUGGUAAGUCACGGUACCUACACCUGAGUCCGUAUUCUGUGCAUGCUCUGCAGGAUCACGCCAAGGAUAAUGGCGAUGUUUUCAUUAUAAAUUACGAUAGCUUCGAUGGUGAUGUGGAUGACAUAUCCACCACCACACCAGCUCCCAGGGAAGCCGACUAUGUAGAUUUCGAUGAGGUCAAUCGCAUCUGCAAUGCCAGUUUUAUAACUCCAAUGCCCAACGUCUUACAGUUUAAUAGCACAGGUGAGCUGCCGGACGACAAGGAUAAAACUAGCAUGUGCUAUUUCCACUGCUUCUUUGAAAAGUCGGGCUUGAUGAAGGACUACAAGUUGAACACAGAUCUGGUGCGCAAAUAUGUUUGGCCGGCCACCGGCGAUUCCAUCGAGGUUUGCCAGAACGAGGGCAAGGAUGAACCGAAUGCUUGUGAACGGGGCUAUGCCAUCGUCAAGUGUGUCUUCAUCAAAGCCCUUACGGAUGCCAGGAACAAGCCCACCGUUUAAGAACUCCA